Messenger RNA from Juglans regia (Persian walnut), 1076 nucleotides. Its product is annotated as lysine-rich arabinogalactan protein 19-like. Bases 14 to 898 code for a protein of 294 amino acids. Lineage: Eukaryota; Viridiplantae; Streptophyta; Magnoliopsida; Fagales; Juglandaceae. The record is from RefSeq and is a predicted model, not a curated record. The transcript has 2 exons. Gene Ontology annotation, cellular component: plasma membrane.
CAUCUCCACAGAGAUGGCUAUAAUGUUGUGCGCAGCUUUCUUCCUGGUUUGUCUUUGCUUUCCACAAUUCCUUGGCAAUGCAAAAGCUGCACCAGGGGCCGCACAGUCUACCUUGCCAACUACAAUACCGGCUGCACCAUCUCAUUUGCCAACAGCAAAGCAGCCACCAGCUUCUACCGUGCCAUCUGCACCAUCCAAAUUGCCAGUCGCAAAACCGCCUCGUUCAACAGUACCAUCUGCACCUUCUAAGUUACCCACUGCAAUCGCACCUCGUUCUGCCUCCCCAUUAUCUGCAGCAAAGCCACCGGUAAAAGCAGUACCGUCUCCUAAAGUUGCACCGUCUUUAAGCCCAACGGUGCCACCCCCUAAGAUUCCACCACCAAAACCAAAAAGGACACCGCCACCGGCAUUGCCACCACCUCUACCACCAGCUUUACCGCCACCUUUACCACCGCCGAAGAUAUCUCCAUCACCAAGCAAAGCGCCACCAGCGCCAGCCCCUGCAAAGUUGACACCAGUACCAUCACCAGUGCCAACACCACCAACACCAGCACCAGCACCCGUUAAAGAGGCACCAGUUCCAGCACCCAUCUUAGAGCCCCCACCGCCUCCACCUCCCGCAAGGCACAAGCACAGGAGGAGGCACAGACACAAGCACAAGAGACAUCAUGCAGCAUCAGUAGCACUAACUCCAGCACCAGCACCAGCACAAACGCACGCACGGACAGUUCGCAGCCCCCCAGCGCCUCCUACAGUGGAAGACACAGAUCAGGAAACAGAUUCACCAGCACCAUCACCAAAUUCGAGCAAAGGACAUGCGGUACAUCAGCAGGGAGGAAUGUCUGGAAGGUGGAUGAGUGCAGGAGUUGCAGUUGCCAUUCUGUUGGCUAUUACAUGAUACAAUUCCUAGCAACAUUGCAUGAUGAAGAUUUGCUGUUAUUCUGAAGACUUGAUUAUUUCUUGCAAAGAAUAAAAGAUAUAGAAAUGAAUAUAUAAUAAGGAGACUGCACCAAAUCGUGAGGCUUUUGUAGUUCCAAUUUUUGAAGGGUUGUUUAAUGAAGCUGGAUUUUGAACUA